AUGGAGGAGCCCCAUCAGUGUCUCUCUCAGGUCAGACAGAGAGUCUGUGGCCUCUGCUGUAAAUAUUGGGGAACCUUUGGACCACUCCCUCUGUUCCUGAGGCUCUCUGCUGCCUACAGACCAGCCAUGGCCACGUCUCCGCUCAGAGACUUCCUUGUUACCUAUUUAAUGCCAGAAAAGUGCUAUGAGGAGAUUUUCGUCCACUUCAACUGGCACGUGCCCUGCUUGAAGUUUGUACUGAACAAAACUGUCGGAAUUUGGAUCAUAUUGGACACAUUCCUGGCACAACUGCCUCAGCUGCUGAAGAUACUAUGGAGUGGAAGUGCAGAAGGCCUGAGUCUGAUCUCCGUCCUGCUGCAGCUUUAUGCUUUCUCAUGUCCUGUCGUGUACGCCAUCGCCAACAGCUUCCCACUCUUUGCCUGGGCGGAGAGGCUCUUCACGUUGGCCCAGACAGCAGCAAUUAUCUUCCUCAUCCUGCAUUAUCGUGGUGACACUCUCACAGGAGUGCUGCUCCUCUCUGGUUUCAGUGGUCUUAUGUUCCUCCUGGGCUCAUAUGCAGCUGCAGCAGUCGUCUCAGUGAUUCAGUCGUCCAGUCCGGCAGCUUUAAUUGCAAGCAAGGUUUUCCAGACCAUAACCAACCACCAGAACGGCCACACGGGUCAGCUGUCCACCCUGUCAGUGCUGCUAUCAUGGGCAGGGUCUCUGGGUGCUGCCUUUAUUUCUCUGCAGGAAACUGGAGGCUUUCUUGCUACUCUGUCACACAUACUGUCGGUCGGCCUCAGCUGCGUCCUGCUGCUCCAGGUCUUCUGCUACAGCAGCAGCACCGCCGCCAAUGCAAAGAAGACGGAGUAGAGGUGGACGGCGGCGACAAAGAAACACUCAAAUCCAUAUCCUUUCUGGCAUGAGACUGCUUUAUGAUUCUGUGCAGGAUGCUGGGGUUUUCAAGUGCAGCAGUAAAGUAGCUAUAAAUGUUUACAGGGUGUUUUUAGACCAGUAAGCCUGAUUCUAAUUUAAAACAACUCAUGUGCUGUAUGUCUGUGAAAAUAAGAGCCAUCUUUGUCAUGCUUUUAUAAUAACUUUAUAUUGUAUUUGUGCAAUUACUUCCCAAUUGUUGCAAAGGUAAUGGAAUGAAAAGUCUUUUGAUGCCCCCUAGUGAUGUAAAUGGGAAUUACUUUAAUGUCAGGGGAAACACCAGCUUUCUGGGGAAUACUAGCAAAAUUCUGAUAUCAGCAUAUUCACCCAUAUUGUUUAUAUGCAUGUCACAGUUAUACUGAAAAGGGAAAUGUUGUGAGGGUCAUUGUUCAUCAAUUUUCGAGCAGUAUACUUUACAAAGUAGUUAGCAACUUACCAUGAAGAUCAAGUUUGACUCUGGACCACCGUCUGCUCAGCUGCGAUACAUUCUCUGCUACAUGUGCUGCAGAGAGUGUCAGGAGUGCUGUAAAGAAUGGAGUCGGAGCCACUCUGCUGGACAAACUAAAUUAGCCCAAGCAUCUUUUUUUGUAUAAUGUUCUGUAAAAAAAAGUCAGUAUGUAUCAGAUAACAUGCAGGCUGAUACCAAUAUAUCAGUGACAUAUCAGCAUAUAUACUACUUAAAGUCUCCUAGCUGCUCUGUUACUGUUUGUUAGAUUGCUUUAAAUGUAAGUACGCUUAAUUUUCAAAAGUGAAACACAACAGACUGUCCAUCUACAGUGUCUAUGAAAAGUAUUCAUCCCCCUUAGAAGUUUUCCUCUUUUAUUGCUUUUCAACAUUAUGUUUAACAUCAUUUGACUUUUUUUUUGGACAAGAAUUCACCAAAAAAAAGAUUUCUUCAAUGUAAUCUCAAUUAAUUAAAAAUAUGAAAUUUAAAAUAAGUGAUUGCAUAAGUAUUCACCCCCUUAAAGUCAGUAUUUAGUGGAUUCACCUUUGCUACGAUUACAGCAUUGAGCUUGUGAGGAUAGACCUCCAUUAGCCUUCGCAUCUGGAUACCUCAAUUUGCCCCCAUUCUUCUUUGCAAAACUGCUCAAGCUCUGUCAGGUCACACAAGAAGCAUGAGUGAACAGCCCUUUUCAAGUCCAGCUGCAAAAUCUCAAAUGUAUUGAACUGUAGUUGAGAUUUAAUAUGAGCUUUUUCAACUGUGGCUGUCUCUUUGCCACAGUCCCAUGAAGCUUUCAGUGCUGAAGAAUAGGCAACAGUUAUAUGUACAGUAUCCCUCCACCUCAACCGCUGAAGCUUGUAACUCCUUCAGAGGAGUCAUAGGUGUCUUGGUGGCCUUCCUCACUCGUCUCCUUCUUGCACAGUCACUUAGGUUUUGGGGAUGGAUUGCUCUAGGCAUGGGCUAUAUACUUUCCAUUUCUACCACCAGGAGUACUAACUCACAAGUAACUGGCCCUUCCAGAUACUGAUGUCUUUUUGCUACAGUAAUUCGAGACACAUUCACUGCACUCAGAUUAUCUCUGGUUCACUAACUGUGUGACUUCUAGCAUCGAUGGCUGCACCUGCAUUGAAUUAAAUGAGUCACUUUAAAAGGGUGGAUAUUUCUCACUUAUUUUACAUUUUUAAUUAUUACUCUGUUUAAAUCUGUUUUUACUUUGCAUUUUAAAAAUGACCGUGACUGAAUAUUGAAAAGUUAUAAAAAUGGAAAACUUUCCAAGGGGAUGAGCAUUUUUCACAAGCGCUCUAAGACAGACACAUCUCCAAACAUCUUCACAGGAAUUCACUCGUCUUUAAAGGCUUUAAACGAACUCUAAAAGACUUCGGUGGAUUGAUGCAGCAGGCACAAGCAAACAUAUAACCUUUCAACAGAUCUGGUGAUAUCAGUUAGUUUCUCCUCUAUAGCUAAUGACUGUACUGCUGUGUUGGAUUUACUGUUCACACUGCUGACUGGAAAAAUGAUCAACUCUGUUCUGGUAUUUUGCAGUCGGAUAACUGGAACCUUUGUGAUAGGUCUUUCUUUUUAGUACCACAUAUUAUGAUUCAUUAUUUUUAAUAUUUUUAACAUUAAGGCCUGUGUACACAGUAGGAAAUCAUGUGUCCUUACUAUCAACUUGGUCACUUAGAUUAGCUUUCUAAAAAUUUAUUUUAAUUAUUUUCAUUGUGCAUGCUUGCACCUUUUAUACUGCACCCUGGUUCAUAUACAGACACACUGACAUCAGGGAGCUGCACUAGUUUAUAGAAUCAGACAUGCAGCAGCUUACUGGAGGAAAAGUGCUUUAGGUCAUUUCUUUAGGGGAGUAGUUACAGUGUGGAUUAGAUUUUUCCUUACAGUUUGGAAACAUUGGAAGUAUAGAAUGGCGCAGAAUAGCGUAGCCUGUUGAUGUUUUUAGAUUUAUUCCAGAGCACCACUAGCUUAAACUAUUUUAAGCCAACAUGAACAACAUGUCCAGUGUUGCUCCGAAUCCCUCCACAUAUUGUAGGAGCUCUGCUAAAUCCACAUAACAAGGUUACUCGUUUCCCUGCAACAGAACACUGAUUGUUGUCCUAUAAUAAACUAUUUCCCUCUGUGGUUCCUGUAAUGUAUAUUUUGCAUUGACAUUUUAUGAAUUUUGGUACUUUAAAACAUGUUAUUUGAAUUUUAUAAUACUGUGAAUUAUUGCAUCUUCACACGAAGCAAUAGACGGAAUUGUACGUGACAGAAAGCACACAGGAUUAACAAAAGUGUCACCUUCAGUCACCAUUUACGUCAGGACUGUAGAAGCUGUGUGUUAUCUUUGUGUAAAUAACAUCUUCUACCUCCUACACUUUCCUCUGGGAGUCAUGUAACACCUCAGUUUCACUCAGCUGACUUUGUGAAUGAUAAUAUUAGUUUUUCCUAGAGCAGCAGAGUGCCAUAACGGUCAUUUCAGCACUGUGACAUUCCUGAGAUUAGGUCAAGAUGACAUUAGAAAUGUUGUAAACAAAGUAAAUCUUAAAGUGAAACGUCUCAGAGAAGCUAACUGAGCUCAGCAAAAUGUUUCUUCAACUUUGAGAAGACAUUCCUAGAUUGUGAUUUAAAGAAUUUUGUAUUUAUUGUGCAAUAAUGGGGUUGAAAUUCCCAUCAGGCUCAGGCACACUUUGUGUUUGCAUGCCAAACUAAGAACUUGUUGAACUUGAUAAACAUUAUACCGACUCCAUAUCAGCCUGUUAACAUUAUCAGUCUUUUUUAAACAUGUAUAAUUACCACUCAUAUAUGUGAACAAUCUGUAUCUUUUCAGUUAUGAUGCAUUCAUGUUACGCCACUCAAUAAAUCCAGUAGAAAUGUGAAA
Molecule: messenger RNA, 4220 nt
Organism: Amphiprion ocellaris (clown anemonefish)
Lineage: Eukaryota; Metazoa; Chordata; Actinopteri; Pomacentridae
Product: mannose-P-dolichol utilization defect 1 protein-like
Exons: 8
Coding region: 1-852 (283 amino acids)
Biological process (GO): oligosaccharide biosynthetic process
Source: RefSeq, a predicted model, not a curated record